Molecule: messenger RNA, 3219 nt
Organism: Tachysurus fulvidraco (yellow catfish)
Lineage: Eukaryota; Metazoa; Chordata; Actinopteri; Siluriformes; Bagridae
Gene: fam161b
Product: FAM161 centrosomal protein B
Exons: 10
Coding region: 356-2149 (597 amino acids)
Biological process (GO): cilium organization
Cellular component (GO): cilium
Source: RefSeq, a predicted model, not a curated record
GAAAACCGCAGUGCAGAGGACGUGAAGGAGUUCAGUAGAAAGCUACUGCUAAAUUACUGCGUUUGACACCAGUUUGAGAACCUUUUGGAAGAAAUCAUAUGAUGUAAAAAUAGGACCAUUUGGUUCUGUGACUGUAUCGUGCUGAACGCCGCUUCGUAUCACAUGUCGGGAAAAAAAUCCAUAUCUCAUGCAGUACACAGUGAAAUGAGACAACGUUUCUCCAGGACCAUGGUGCUACAUAAACAAAGACAUAGCUAAUGACAAACAGCAUUAUAUGGUCAGAAACAGAUGUCUGAAAGACCCUAACCACUUCACAGAUGCUGUGCAGGAUGAGCUAUAGUUUCUCAAUUUGCAAAUGGAAGGUACACCAAGACCUUUCCCAUCUUUCGAGGAUUCUGAGUGUGAAAAGAUAGUUGAAGAAAUCAGGAUGAGAUCUUCAGAGAACAUGCAGUCCUUCCUUGAGGACAUGGAGAAGUCUGACAUUUUCCUGGAGUUGCAUUUAGAGGCCCUGAAAGCUUCACACCGACAACAACUUCAACGGAUAAAGCUGCAGCACCAGGCUGGUCUCGAGAGCCGGACUCUGCAGAACUCACUGCUUUCUUCAAUCUCUGACGCUCCACUGAAGGCCAACAAACAAAAAGGAAAUCUUCAUAAUGUUGAAGGCAACACCAAAAGCAAAAUAAGUACUAACUGGUUAAAUGGACCAAAGAGAUCCUCCUCCACACCUGACCUGAGCUAUAAGGUGAGCAGGAACGAGCCUGUUAACUCUUCUGGAACCUUGAGAUCUACCGUGAGCCAUUCACAAAAACAGAUAUGUGCCAAAGAGCCCAAACAAGUUGCAGCUGACAAAGAGGAACUGGACUGGGCUGAGUGUCAGAAACAGUUUCGAGUAUCACCUGUACCAGAACACAUGUCCAAGAGCCUUUAUGACGAUAUUGUAAAGGAGCAGGAGCGUGUGAGGCAGGAGGGACGGCAGCAGAGGAAAGACUUCCUUUUAUCCAUUCAGAAACCUUUUAGGUUUCAUCAGAGAGAAGAGAGGACAAGGGAAAGGACAAAGCUAGAAAAUGGUGCUGACAAACUGAGGGAAAACAAAAAGGAUGAUAAAAAGAAGAGUUUCAAACCUAAAGCUGUCACAGACCCAGCAAUCUCUGAACAGUUGAAAGAAAAGGAGCAAGAGAGGAAGAUUCGCAUCCAGGCCAGAGCUCAGGAAACUCUCAGAGCGUCCUCUGCCCCUAUCCAGAGCCUGAGUAGUAGGGCUGAGCAUUGGGCCUGUAGCUCCCAGAGAACCAAGAGCAAAGUGCAGGGCUUCAUAGAGCAGAGUCCAUCUUUUCGACCAAAGAUAAAUGCUAAGGUGCCAGAUUUUGAUAAGUUGCACAAGGCCUUCCAGAAAGAGGCAUUGGAGAGAACAGAAACAAGAGAGAUCACCCUGUGCCAGCCAUUCCAGCUCCGAACAUCAGCUCUUCAGCCACGUCACAGCAGGGGCAGCGGAGACAAAAUACAAAAAUAUUCUGAUAUGAACAUUUUGAAGAGGAGCAAUUCAUUUAGUGGCUUGACAUCAUUAUCCAGAGAUUUUCUUCCCACUUACAUGAAUGAUGCUGCAAGGAAAAGGUCUAUGGCCAUAAGAAAGUCUCAGGAGCGGAGAGAGAUUAAUGAGCAAAAUGAGUGGAUGAAACAAUACAGAAUGAACUCUGACUCCAUGAGCAGAGGAAUUGUAGCACGUGCCAAAGUCAUGGACCCCCACAAGAGUCUGAAAGAGGUCUUUCAGGAGAAACUCAAACAGCACAGAAAAUCUGAUCAAGAAAGGGUAAAAGAUUAUAAAAAAGAACUGAGGGAAAUGAAAGCUCGGGUCUCAGCACGUCCUUACCUCUUUGAACAGGUGUCACAGAGAAAUGCUAAGAGCGAUGCCGAGCGCAGAUACAGAAGCACUCUAGAGCAGGAAGGCCUGGAUGAAAAUUUUGUGAGAUCCACAGGAGGAAAUGAUGAAAGCCAGACAUCAGAAAACACAGAUGCUGAUGGGAUCAGUGAUACUGGAGAUCACAGCUCUGAAACUGACACUCAGCAAAGGGAAGGAAGCAGCAACGACAGCAUCCGAAGUGAGGAUGAAACAGAAGAGGAGAGCGUGAAACCCAAAGGGAAAGGAGUCAGCUGACAGUGAGAGAGCAGUUGGCAUUCGGCUAACACAGCGUGUCGUGAUCAGAUACAAGAACACUGGCAUUUUUAUAAAAUCAGUUCAGCAUUUGAGUCUUGUUGAAAAUGUGGUAAGCCAUGUAGAUCUAAGAUAUAUAUAUAUUUUUUUCAUGGCUUGUGUUUAAAUGUUUACAUGACAUGUAAGCCAUGUCAACUUGGUAAGUGACCUUUUAAGGAUAAUUAUGAUUCGACUUCAACAAGAUGGGUUCUGGCUGUGCAACCUGCUUAUUAAGAUAAAAAUGUCAAAGGCAGUUUGGGAUCUACAUUUAUUGGUGGAUACCGAGAGACACUUGCGAGCAAAGAAAGCAAUCUUCACAAAAAUAAAUAAAAGAAAUGUUUUCUUCUUAGUAUUUAGUUAGUUUAGUUUUAGUCUUUUGCUUAUUGCAUUUGCUUGUCUUUUGCAUAUUAUCAGAGUGAUGGAUCUGGAAGGUUUUUACAGUGGAAUAUUAACAAAUAGCAAAUAAGGGAAAGUUUACUCGGGGAUUCUGCAAUCAUAUUUUCAUUCCUAAUACUAACAGCUGCAGAAGAUGAUGAUGAACAACUGUACCAUACUACUUCUGUACUUUAGUUAUUAGCUAUAAAUAUCACAGACAAAAGCUUUCUUCUCUGAGCUCAAUUUCAGUAAGAACUAUACAAAAAUAGUUUAAGUAACUAUACAAAAAUAUGACAAAGUUCCCUUUAGGUCAAGGCACAUCUGAAAUUCGCAUUGCUGAGAUGUAAAUCUUGGGGAUGAGGUCUGGCUAUUUUGAGAACCACAACACCACUAAAGUCAACUUUGGUUAUUUAUCUAUCACAGUAAAAGAAACCCUCAUGUCACUGUGUUGACCAGGCUGCCUGCCACAUCAAGAGCUUAUACGCUGUGCAGAUUUACAGUGAAAACUCCCUCGAACCUAUUUCUGAAUGGCUUGGUGAUAUAUGUUUCAUAAAUUAAAAGCAUAAAAGUUCCAGCCCAUUUUGUUGCAUUCAAUAAAUCUGCUCUCGCUGUUUAAAUGAACUUUCAAUGCAAUAUAAUAAAUCCCACCUUGCUCCCUG